Messenger RNA from Bradysia coprophila, 686 nucleotides. It is a transcript of the gene Pfdn2, whose product is annotated as prefoldin 2. Gene Ontology annotation, cellular component: prefoldin complex. Gene Ontology annotation, biological process: protein folding. NCBI's taxonomy places the organism in Eukaryota, Metazoa, Arthropoda, Insecta, Diptera, Sciaridae. The record is from RefSeq and is a predicted model, not a curated record.
UCUGUCAAAAUUCUUUUGUAUCCCAUGUCAAGUGUCUUUCGUUUGCUGCAAUCCAUCUGCGAAAAGACAUUCAAAUUUGUUUAAAAUGGCAAGCGAUCCAUCCAAAGCGGGUAAAACGAGUGAGAAAAUAAUCGCCGAAUUCCAAUCCCUACGAAAUGAACAAAGAAAUCUAGCCAACAAUUUGCACACACUGGAAAGCGAUUUGAAGGAACACACAACUGUGAUUGAUACGCUGAAAACGGUCGAGGAGGAUCGAAAAUGUUUUCGCCUAAUUGGUGGUGUGCUGUGUGCCCGAACAGUUAAAGACGUUCUGCCGCAGUUGAGUAAAAACCGAGAGCAUCUGGAGAAGUUGAUUACUGUUGGUAAAGAACAGUUAACGAAUAAGGGAGUCGAAAUAAAUAAGUUUAAGGAAGAGCAUAACAUCAAAAUUAAGGGCCAGGAAACUGUUGUUGAUAAACCGGAUCAAACUGCAGGCGGAGAUGGUGGCGACGAUAGUAAAAGAAAUGUUUUAGUCGCCUAAUUUUGGAUGUUCUACUCGUUUUUCGAAGUAAUUUUUAUUUUUAUUAAUUUUAAAAUCAGGAUCAAGUCACUAAUCACACGCGUUUUAAUCUGUUACUUACCCGCUUCGGUUUGUACUACAAAACAUUUUGGCAUUAAUACCAUCAAAUAAAUAAGCGAAAGGAAAU